Rhopalosiphum maidis (corn leaf aphid) is the source of this 2530-nucleotide messenger RNA. Its product is annotated as G-protein coupled receptor Mth2-like. The coding region runs from base 134 to 1699 and encodes 521 amino acids. The record is from RefSeq and is a predicted model, not a curated record. NCBI's taxonomy places the organism in Eukaryota, Metazoa, Arthropoda, Insecta, Hemiptera, Aphididae. Gene Ontology annotation, molecular function: G protein-coupled receptor activity. The transcript is spliced from 6 exons. Gene Ontology annotation, cellular component: membrane. Gene Ontology annotation, biological process: cell surface receptor signaling pathway; G protein-coupled receptor signaling pathway.
ACGGGCACGGCGCCACGGAGGCGCACAGUCGUAUCGCAUCUCUGCGCAUAAAAACGUUUAAUUAAAAAAUUAUUAUCGCCGUGUUCGCCGUUUUCAUUAUCUUCUCCGUCACGUCGACACGCGCUUACGCGAGAUGGGCCGUCGGUUCGCGUGGCUGCCGACGCUGCUUCUGCUGAGAGCCGCGGCCUUUGCCGACGAUCAGUGUCCAAUGAACGCUUCCCGACCGGCGCCUGAAAACGCUCACCUAAUUAACGACGUGUUGUGGGCCGGACAACCGGAAAAACCGUACCCGCAGACCGCGUACCGCUCGGUACAGGGCGUCGGUUACGUCCUCUGCACGUGCAAGACAGGAACGUGUAUCCGCAAAUGCUGCCCGCCAAACGCUGUGUACGUGAAUUACAGAUGCACGCCACUGAACGCGUCGGUCAGCGUCGCCGAAUUCAAGAUUCCAAAAUUUGUGAAUGCAAACGGGACGGUUGAUGUAUAUGAGACGGACUUGUUUCAUAUAGUCUAUGAAGAACUGAUAUGUGGUCACAAAUAUAAAUUGGAUCCAUCAGUGGAAGAAGAUGAUAUUUUCCAAGUAAAUAAAGCGGGAAGGUUACUAGAUGAAUCAGGAAAAAUGAUUGUUGCACCGAAUCGAUUUUGUUUGGAGCAAUUUUCGGAAUUAAAUUAUCAAAUUUUAGCAGUUGUCUGUGCUCCAGAAAAAUUUGAAGUCUCAGGAGGACAAAAUAUAUUUUAUACCAUCGGCAUGAUGUUAUCGCUACCAUUUUUGUUUACAACGUUCCUCGUUUAUGCGCUUAUCAGAGACUUACAGAAUUUACAUGGAAAAUCUUUAAUGUGCCAUGUAGCAACGCUAUUGGUGGGCUACACCAGUCUAAUAAUUGUUCAAUUCGUAGAUGAUAGUGUUGAUAAAACAUGGUGCAUUUUUUUAGCGUAUAUCCUUCAAUUCUCAUUAAUAGCAAGUUUUUUCUGGCUUAAUGUUAUGUGUUUUGAUCUAUGGUGGACUUUCAGUGGAUUUAGACCAUUAGGAGGAAAUAUAAGAGAAGAUGAAUCAAAAAAGUUUAUUAUUUAUUCCAUUUAUGCGUGGGGGUGUGCCUUAUUAAUUUCAAUAAUUACAUUAGGUAUGGAAAAAUUGCCAUAUUUACCAACUGGUGCAAUUCGUCCAGAAUUCGGAGUUACGAAAUGUUGGUUUGAUUCAGAUUUAGCCACGCUGUUAUAUUUUUAUGGUCCUAUCGGUACUUUAUUAUUUAGUAACCUAUUGAUGUUUAUUCAUACGGCAAUAGUGAUUGUCAAACAUACGAGAGAUGCUAAAGUACUUAGAGGAUCUGAAAGCCAAAAAAAUGUGGACCAUGAAAAACAAAGAUUCAUGUUAUAUUUGAAAUUAUUCAUCGUCAUGGGUGUCAAUUGGUUAGCAGAAAUUAUAUCAUGGGCAACAAGUUCAGGUGGUCUUGAUGCUGUGUGGUAUGUCGUAAAUAUUGGGAAUUGUUUGCAAGGAGUGUUAAUAUUUUUAAUUUUUGUUUGUAAAAAACGUAUAUUAAAUUUAUUAAAUAAGAAACUGUGUCCACAAUUCCAACUUUUUAAGACAUCUACCAAAACCGUCCCAUCUAAGACUAGCUCUAAUGUAAAAAAUAAAGAUGCAGUUGAAAUGUCCACUGAAAGUACAAGCAAUUCAACCAAUAAUCAAUUACACGUCUUUUAAAUUAAAUGAUUGUGUAUUAAAAAUAAAAUAGUUUUUAUUAAAUUUCCUUAUACUAAACUUAAAACUUUAUUAAUAAUUAUCAUCAUUAUAAAAUUUAUAUGCUUUUGAUUACGAUUUGUAUUUUGAUUAGAAUUGAGUUUUUUAUUUUAAAUUCUACUCUAUGUGAAACUAUACUCACGCUGGGCGAGAUACCAUGUCCUAAUAAAAGGAAGUUUUUUGAUAGAGUAAUCAAUUAGUUGUUUAUUUCCAUCCUUGGUUUUUAAAUAUAAACAAAAUAUAAUGGGUGAAAAAUCCUCCAUCCGACAAUCCCGUCGCCCUAUGUGCGACGGAGGUCAUUUUCCAUCAACAGUUUUGAUGGACAUACAAUGACAGGGUUGGGAUAUGACACCAUACGUCGGGCCAGCUUACAAAAGUAGCGUCCGAUCGUAAGUCUCAUCCGAGAGACCAUGGCCGAGGCAAUUGCCCUCAAAAAGUCAUUUUUUUGAUUUCCUCAUAAGAUACCAGUGGGAUUAACCGCCGGUAGUCGUAAUUUUAAAUCAUGCACAAUCAUGGUGGCUCCUCAAUAUUCUGUUAUCAUUAUUUAACCCAAAUCACAAUUCAUACCUUUGGAUAGUACAAAUAAGUUGAUCAGACUAUAUAAAUAAAACAACUAACAACCGACUAUAUGUAUAUAAAAAUUAAUUAAGCUUAUGCUAAUAACUUAAUUAAUUAUGGACUUGGCCAAUAAAUCACAGGUAUUAUUAUUUAACUUAUUACUUAUAAGUAUGAUUAUUUUUAUGUAUUAUAUAUUAUAACUACUAUGUUCUUACUAAUCAUAGCUAAAACAGCCUG